Micromonas commoda is the source of this 2244-nucleotide messenger RNA. RefSeq lists its product with no specific name. The transcript has a single exon. Lineage: Eukaryota; Viridiplantae; Chlorophyta; Mamiellophyceae; Mamiellales; Mamiellaceae. The record is from RefSeq and is a predicted model, not a curated record. Bases 1 to 2244 code for a protein of 747 amino acids.
AUGGAUCACGCGUGGUACGCGCGCGACGUCGCCGACCUGCUGCGUUGGCGCCGGGUCGCGACCGCCGUCUGGGGAUCUGCGAUGUCCAUCCUCGCCGCGCUCGCCUACUUGGCGUUCGCGCGGUUCAGGCCGACGCCGUGGGGCGUGGUCGCCGCGACCCUCUCGCCGACGGAGUGGACUAAGCGCGUCGCGCACGCGCUCGCGCUCGCGCUCGCGCAGCUCCCCGCGCACAUCACCGCCGUCGCGCUCAUGCGUCCGAGCCUCGCGCCCCUGCGCAUCGUCGGCGGCGACGACGACGGCGCGGUCGAUCCGUACGGGGGCUUCGCCGAGCCCGGGAGCGCCGGGCGGUUCGCGGCCAGUCGCGUCCCGCCGCACCUCUUCCCCGCCGGGUUCGGGCCCUCGCGAUGGUGCGCCACCCCGUCCCCGACGAACACCGCAGCCGCCGAGGCGAAGGAUGCCAUCGCCCAUCUCACCGCCUUCGCCGCGCACGUGCUCUCCGGCGCGGCUUCGUGCGUCGCGCUGCGUCGCGGCGCCGUAACAUCCUCAUCGGAGGGACUCGUGCACGCCGCGAGGUUCGGCGCCGUCCUCGGCGCGCUCGUGGCGGCGCACUUCGCGGGAACGGGCGCGCGUAACUGCGCGUUCCCGGCGGCUGCUCGACCGCGAUGGAUGCGAGUCAAGCGAUGCGCCCCCGCGGCGGCGUGGAGAGGGAUUUGGUUUUCGCUCGCCGCCGCGGGUGCGCACGCGGGGUUACGCGUGGCACUCACCCUGAGGGGCGAGAUGGCGACGGCGGACGGCGUCGUCUCGCUCGUUCGCGUCGUCUUUGACUUUUGGUUCCGGGAAGUCUCCGACGCGUUCCGGAUGGUUCCGUGCGGGUUCGCGUGCGCCGGGGGUUGGCUCGCGGCGCGCGCAGCCGCCAACGUGGUGCUCACCGAGCGGUACAAAUUCCUGCCCCAGUCCCUCGCGGACGGGCCGGUGUCGGCGUCCGCGCCGCUGCUCGCGAGCUUAGUCGCGAGCGAGACGCCCUUUGCGCAACACGCGGCGUACCAGGACCUGUGCGCCGUGUGCGAAGACGGCGGCGGCGGUCGCAGGGCGCUGCUGCUCGCGGAUAAGAGGGGCGACGCGUACGCGCCCGCGAUGGCCGCCGCGCUCGCGCCGGUCAUCGCGGUGACGUGCGCGAUGCGCGCGGCGCUGGACGCGGCGGAGCGCGCGGACAGGGGCAUCGUCGGCGGCGCGUGGAAAUCGGGUUCGAACAAAUUAGCGACGACGGGGGGCGGGGUCAAGCUGAGAGUCGCGUCGUCGAGGGCGACGGGCGCGGCGGACGCGAUGGGCGCGGUGGACGGCGGUAGGUCCGCGCCACCGACGGCCACGGCGCCACCGACGGCCACCAACGACGCGGGCGGCGCGAGCGCGGGCGACCUCGCGGGCGCGGCGGCUUGGAGCAUGAUCGCGGACGAGUGGGGCGUGUCGCCCUCCGCGCCGCCGCCGCCGGCCGCGUCGCGUGCGUCCCGAGCCCUCGACGACGCGACGCCGGCGACCCAGGGAGCGAGCGGGCCGAAGAUGUACGCACCGGAUCGAGCGAGCCACUCCUCCGCCCCCACCUCCGGCGCGACGCUCACCGCUCGGCAGCUCCGGCACCAGAUGGAGCGGCCCGUCGUCGCGGCGGCGGAGGAAUGCGUCGCCGCCAUCGCCGCCUACGGAAGACUGGCGUCGUGGGGCGCGCGCGCGGCCGCCGCGCUCGCCGGCGUGGACGCCCGCGGCGACCCCAACGGCGUCGUCGGCGCUCGAGCCCCGACGGCGGCGCAGACUGUUCGCGUCUUGCUCGCGGCGACGCACGCGGCGCGCGAGUGCGAACGCGCCGGCGCGGGGGCGUUCGGCGCGGGGGCGCUCGGUCGCGGCGCGUCGUCGUCGUCGUCGAGUCGGAGGAUGUCGCCGCGCGUGCCCCAUCUGGCGCCCGCGGCGGGGCCCGCGGCGGCGCUGGCGGAUGCGUUUCAGACGGCACUUUUCGGGUUAGUGUCGAGAUACGGCGGCGACGAAGUUCGCGCGAUGGCGGCGGGCGGGGACCCGGCGGCGGUUGGCGAGUUUGGCGACGCGUCCGGGUUGAACGGCGAGACGCGCGGGGUCGACGCGGUCGGCGGGUUGGCGGGUUUGACGGGCGCGGCGCGGCGGGAGGCGGAGAUCGCGCGCGGUCUGCGCGCGCCCGUCGAGCUGGAGAGGACGCUCGAGGCGCUCCUCAAGUGGGAAUGA